This is a messenger RNA of Didymella exigua CBS 183.55, 1975 nucleotides long. RefSeq lists its product as uncharacterized. Gene Ontology annotation, molecular function: phosphatidate phosphatase activity. The transcript has 2 exons. The coding region runs from base 221 to 1792 and encodes 523 amino acids. The record is from RefSeq and is a predicted model, not a curated record. Gene Ontology annotation, cellular component: actin cortical patch. NCBI's taxonomy places the organism in Eukaryota, Fungi, Ascomycota, Dothideomycetes, Pleosporales, Didymellaceae.
GCCACAAACACGCACUAUGUGAAACUUGUCAGGGACGACACUGACAAUCAAGUCCGCGCCGCUUACCUUGUUCGUUCAAGAUAAUCCUGCUGGCCGCCAGCUGCCCGUCUCCUCAUUCCCUUCAGUCUGUCAUCGAAGCAGUCCAGGUUGCCAAUUCCUAUAUUAGACACGCGAGUAGCACACAACUGUAGCCGCUCGCCCCUAUCAACAACACAUCAACAUGGCUCCUAGCAGGACUUCGCAGCGCGCACUGCUGCUGAGUGCCACACUUGGCCUCGUAAAUGCCGUUUCUUUACCAGAACCAACCGCUGCACCCGCGAAGGUCGAAGUUCGACCACCGAUUGUCACUCCCGCGGCGAUCCGAUUCGACGAGCGAUACAGCUAUGUUGAGAGACGAGACAUCUUGGACGACAUCAAGAGCGGUGUUGGUGGUGCCAUCAAAUCGCUGGAGAGUGUUAUUGGAACGGCAUUGCCCAGCUUCUUCACUGAUGGCAUCCCCGGCUGGUUUGAAGGUCUUCCGACCGGUAGUGCGGUCAUGUCCAGCUUGGGAAUCAACGACGAUGACCUCGCUGCGAUACCUACUCAGGUCCUCAAUGUCCCUCCAUACGCGAACUGGACAGACAAGGGUUGGAAUGUGCGAUUCCACGGCAAUGUCUACAAGAUUCCCAACAUCUCGCAGUCGAAGAUCGACGACCUCGCUAAUAUCUUCCUGAUCGACACGAGCGUAGAGCAGCUCCCUGAUGAACAGAAAGCCAACGCUCGCAACCUCACUCGAUCGAUCUUCGUCGUCCAGCAAGGCGAAGAGAAUGUUACUGUGACUCUGGAACCCGCACCCAUGCAGGGUGGAGAUGGGGAGUCAGGAGGUGGAAACUCCAUUCAAGCCACUGGAGGCAACCAGACCAUCAAGCUGCCGUAUGAGACCACUGCUGAGGGAGACUUUGACGUCUUUGUACCGAUCCAGAGCAAUGGCCUCACCAACGGCAACGAGACCAAUAAUGUACAGCGUCUGAACGUUCACACCCUUGGCACCGACAGUGGCAACGCAACCGCCUAUCUGGUCCCUUCCACAGGCAUCACCUUCAUCUCCGAUAUUGACGACAUCCUCCGAGUGACUAAGAUCUACGACCCAAAGGAAGGCCUGUUGAACUCUUUCGCGCGCGACUUCACUCCAUGGAUGAACAUGCCCGACAUAUACCGCAACUGGUCGCAGACUCUGCCAAACAACACGCACUUCCACUACCUGACGACCACCCCUGAGCAGGCUACCCGCAAUUACAUGGACUUCAUCUACAAGACCUACCCCGGUGGUUCAUUCGACACCAGACCCCUCAACUUCUCGGACGUCAGUGCUACUUUGGCCAUCCGCGAUUACCUCCUACGUAAGAUCUUCGCCACCUUCCCUGAGAGGAAGUUCGUGCUUGUCGCCGACACAUCCAACUCCGACGUCAUGAAGGACUACCCACAGCUCGCCCACGACUUCCCCAACCAGGUCCAGUGUAUCUUUCUGCGCAACACAUCCUCGACUGACAGCAGCGAUUGGUUCCCGUACAACACCGAAGGCUUCAAGGGCCUGAACAACCGCAGCUACAUGUUCUUCCACGUACCGGAUGACCUGACUGGUCUGGACAUUGCCAAUGGCCAGUGUUUAAACGAGUCGAUCAAGCAGAACGUUACUUUCUCCCGACAGGCUGAGGUCCUUGGCAUCCAUGGUAGUGCUGGGAGCCGGGUCAGUGGCGGUGCCACCAUUAGCUUUGUAGCGGCGUUGGUCGCUGCUAUGCUCUUGACUCUGUAGAGUCACUUUUUUUACGCAUGAAUGAUUGUAUACGAGUCAUUGUCAAGGUCGGAUAGGAUUCGAGCGCUGGCUCAUCGAUUUUAGCGGCAUGUUUCUUCUUGGUAGUCGCAUCAUUCAUAGUCAAUGCAUCAAAGCCUUUCAAACACCGUACUUGCCACCUGUGCUACCACGUUGUUCCACACU